UCGGACGGAUUACACUUUUUAACUCUUGUAUGAACGCCGAAGGUUCGUCUGUUCCAGGAGCAGCUAUCCUGUCAUUUACACCAAAUAUUUGAUUCUUUUAAGAAAAAAAGAAAAAAAAAAGAAAAAAGAAAAAAAGCUGUUCGACUUGUUGCGUUGAACCUGUCGGCUGUUGCUCGGCGCUGUUCAGAGGAGGCUGAUGUGUCCCGCACGGCCGCUGGAAGUUACUUUAAAGUCUUGAAUGAAUCCGAACUGCGGUCCAACUGUGAAGAGAGGACAUUAUGUCGACGCGCGUGGAAAUAAGUGAAUAACAGAGAGCUACUGACCCCCUCAACGCGGUCCGGGAUACAAAGGCUGUCGUGGAGGGUUCCCAGUCCUGUGUGGGAUGUUAACAGACUGGUGGCGCGUUGUGGCUGAAGGAGCAUGGUGAAACACCAACCCUUACAGGUCUAUGAGAAGCAGGUCUUUGUGUCCUUUGUCACUGGGAUCUAUGGUUGCCGCUGGAAACGCUACCAGCGUUCCCAAGACGACAGCUCCAGGUGGGAGUGUACAUGGUUCAUCAUCUUGUGCAGCUCUUUCCUUCUGCUUCUCUUCUGGGCCUACUUCUGGUCGGUGGCUCAAAAUGAUUUCAACGAGUUCAACUUGUCCGUAUACAACCGCUCCGGAGUGUGGAAGGAUGAGACGAUCCCCCUCCUCGCCUCCACCACCGUGGGGUUCAGCUACAUAACAUUCUUAUUGAUCUUAGCACUUUUCCACAUAUCCCUGGGCCAGCAGCUGAACCUCUACUGGGUUCACAAGAUCGGAGUGUUGGCUACGCUGCUCACCACCAUCUCUGGUGUUAUCACUGUCGACGACAUAUGGAGAGACGAGUGGGACAUCCUGUUCGUGUCACUGCAGGCCACUGCACCUUUCCUGCACAUUGGAGCCCUGGCAACAGUCACAGCUGUCAGCUGGUUGGUAGCUGGAUACGUGAUUCGCAGGGAGAGAUCCAACUUCCAGAUCAUGGUGUUGCUGGUCUACGCCCUCGUCCUCGUUGCUCUCUACUUGGCGCCGCUCACGUUCAACUGCCCCUGCGUCAUGGACCGCCACAGCCUCAAACCUCGACCAGACAUCAUUGGCCGGCGGGGAGCUCCUAUGCUGGCUCCAGAACACACCCUGGUGUCCUUCAACCGAGCCCUGCAGCACGGAGCCAGCUCCCUGGAGGCAGACGUCACCAUCAGUGUGGACGGAGUUCCCUUCCUAGUGCGCGACCGCACCUUGAGACGAACCACGGACGUCAGUAAGAUCUUCCCCGCCAGGCAGCUCGAUGACGCCUCUCUCUUCAACUGGACGGAGAUUCGCUCUCUGAACGCAGGACAGUGGUUUUUGGAGAGUGACCCCUACUGGACAGUAGAGACACUGACAGCCAGGGAGCGCAGCAGGAUUGGCAACCAGACGGUUUGCAGUCUGACGGAAAUGCUGCGCCUGGCGUCCAGGGCCAAUGUCUCCGCGCUGCUCAACAUCCGCAAACCUCUGCCAGAGCACCCCCGCAGCCGGAACUGGUUCAUGGACACACUGUGGGCUGUGCAGAAAUCGGGGAUUUCCCAGAAGAGGGUGAGGACUGUGACGUGGACCCCCGACACGGACAGAGGGAGGGUGCGAGGGCUUCAGCAGGCCGCGAAUGAGAAGCUGUCGUUGGAAGAGAUAAGGCAGCGAGGAAUAACAAGCCUGACCCUCCACUACAGCAAGGCCAGCCACAGAGACAUACAGGAGUAUCUGGCCAAUAACGUGAGUGUGACUGUCUACCCAGUGAAUGAGCCCUGGCUCUACUCCAUUCUGUGGUGUAGCGGGGUGCCUUCUGUGUCCUCUGAUGCCCCCCAAGUCCUCCGAAAGGUGCCUUACCCCAUCUGGCUCAUGAGCCAGAACGCUUACAACUUCAUCUGGAUCUCCUCAGACCUGCUCUCCCUCAUCAUAGUCAUAGGGAUUUUCUGCUUUCAGAAGUGGAGGAUGAGUGGGAUGCAGAACUAUAACCCAGAACAGAUCAUGCUGAGCGCCGUGUCGCAUCGGACCAGCCGUGACGUCAACAUCAUGAAGGAGAAGCUCAUACUCUCAGAACUUGACAACGGACUGAGCAGUACAGAGGAGCUCUCUCUUUACCCCGAGAACGGUUAUGCCAGAUACUCUCAUGGAGGCCCCAGCCGCUGAACGGAGCGCACUGCCACGGCCGGAGAACCUCGGACGCCACUUUCA
Acanthopagrus latus (yellowfin seabream) is the source of this 2226-nucleotide messenger RNA. It is a transcript of the gene gdpd5a, whose product is annotated as glycerophosphodiester phosphodiesterase domain containing 5a. NCBI's taxonomy places the organism in Eukaryota, Metazoa, Chordata, Actinopteri, Spariformes, Sparidae. Gene Ontology annotation, biological process: positive regulation of neuron differentiation; lipid metabolic process. Gene Ontology annotation, molecular function: glycerophosphodiester phosphodiesterase activity. Gene Ontology annotation, cellular component: plasma membrane. The record is from RefSeq and is a predicted model, not a curated record. The coding region runs from base 421 to 2181 and encodes 586 amino acids. The transcript is spliced from 16 exons.